GAUGAUGAUGAUGAUGAUGAUGAAAAAAAAAACAAACGCAGGUGUUCAAUAAAUUGUACAAUCUAGUUGUGAGUGAAUGUAAAAACUCUUUGGAAAAAAACAACAACAACAACAACAACAAUUGGCAUCUUCUUUUUCGUUAUUCAUCAUCGUUUUCAAAAAAAAAAUAUUCGACCACAUAUAUCCACAUUUUAGUUCAGCUGCCACAACAUAUUAUGUGUGUUGACCAAUGAAUGAGUUAUAGAUUGUUGAAAACGUAUCAUAAUCGGUCAAAUUCCUAUUCCAUUUGUAUGUUCGAUCUCGAAUAGAUCUCUCAAUGGAUUUGUUGUAGCAUGUAUCGUGUAACGAGAUUCUCACCAAAAAAAAAUCCCAUCGAUCAAUGUGAUUCAAAUGUAUAUUAGCAAAUAUGUUACAAAAAUUUCAUUGUGAACAUGUAUUGAAAGAGUUGAAUGAUUUUGGACAAUAUCAAAAAUUAUUAUUAUUUGGUUUCAUAAUGCCAUUGGCUAUACUUACAGCAUUUCAAUCGUCUUAUAUAUAUAACGAAUUUGUUCCAGAUCAUUGGUGUCGUGUUGAUUUAUUGGUCAAUUUUUCUUAUGGUGAACAACAUCGUUUGAUUCGACCACGAUUGAAAUACAAUAAUGAUGAAAAUAAUAAUAAUAAUAAUGGUGGUGGUGAAGAAAUAUCAAAACGAAUGUCCAAUUGUGAAAUGUAUGAUAUAAAUUAUCAUCAAGUGUUGACCGGUUUAGAAAUACCAAAACAAAAUAGUUCAUCAUUGUCAUCAUCAUCAUCAUCAUUAUCAUCAUUAUCGUCGUCAUCGUCGUCGUCGUCGUCGGCAUUAUCAUCAUCAACAGUAUUUAUACCGAUUAAAAAGUGUUCACCAAUAAAUGGCUGGGUUUAUAAUAAAAAUCAAUUUCAAGAGAAUGCUGCCAUGCAUUAUAAUUUUGUCUGUGAUCAACGUCAACACAUUCAAAUUAUUGGAUUUGUAAGAAAAUUAUCUUCUGCUCUAUUUAGCCUGAUAUAUGCCAUUCUUUCAGAUAGAUAUGGCCGUAAAAAUGGUCUAAUAUUCAUUUUAACCGCAUAUAUUUUAUCAGCAAUUUCACCAAUAUUGACUACUAAUUAUUAUGCAUUUUUAGCCUGUCAAGCAUUACAAGGAUCUACAUGGCCAAUUGGAAUAUUAAUCGGUACGGCAUUAGGCAUAGAAUUUGUUACACCUGAAUAUCGUGCCGAUAUUCUAGCAUUAGUUGGUGUUGCAUUUCAAUUUGGUGAAUGGUGUACAUAUUUUUUUGUCAAAGCAUUACCACAUUGGGUUUGGAUUACUAUCGCCAAUACUGGAUUUACUGUACCAUAUUUUCUAUUCUAUCAAUAUUGUGAUGAAUCACCACAAUGGCUUUUAGCAACAAAACAUUUUAAUAAAUUAAAAAAUCUUUUCGAAAGAAUGAAUCAAACAAAUCAUGCACAUAUGGAUAGUGAUUCCAUUAAUUCGAUUAUAAGUAAAUUCACUCAUUAUUAUAAUUAUGAUCGACGUGAUGAAGUUAGUAUGGCGAUUUCGAUGCAAAAUCUUAAUACAACGACAACAUCGAUUCAUAAUGGCAAUCAUAGGCAAAGAAUUACAUUAUUAACUAAUAAUAAUAAUAAUCAUAAUCAUCAAACAAGUACAAAACGAUUAAAUCGACCACCAAGUAUGAAUAGUUUUUUAACCGAUAAUCAAUCCGAAUCGGAUGGAUUGCAGACAACAUUUUGGAAAAAAAUUAAACUAUUCAUUAAACGUUCAACACUAUUUCAGAUGAUAUUUUUAUGGGCAAUCAUUUUGAUGACAAAUGAAUUGAUUAUUGAUUUUUUAUCAAAACGAAAAAAUCUUUUCGAUGAAAAUUUACUUGUUGAUCGAUUUUUUGGUUCAUUGAUAAAGAUGCCAAUCAUUUUAUUAACAUGGUAUCUUGUCAAUCAAUGUUUUGGCCGUCGUUGGUCAAAUUGUAUUAUACUUUCAUUGAAUUUUGCCAUUUUAAUGUUUCUACUUUUUGGUCAAUAUUUAUUGAAAAAUAUUAUCUGGUUAAAUGUUGGAAUUUCUGUAUUGGGCAUUAUGUUGGCCGAAUGUUCAGAAUUGAUAACAAUAUUACAAACAUUGGAACUAACAUCUACAAGAUAUCGUAUCAUAGUGGUCAGUAUUGUUCAUCUAUUAUCACAAUCAACAUUUUUAGCCAUUUUAUAUUGGCUCUACAAUUACAAUCUACGCAUUAUUUUCAAUGUACAAACUAAACUGAUAUUUAUUUCUUGUGUUACAUUAUUAUCAAUAAUUUUGGCAUCAUUUAUAACGGAAACCAGAAAUGAAUAUCUACCAAUGGGUGCAUUAGAAUCUGAACAAUUAAUAACAAAUUUCAAUUAUUGGUCAUUAUCAAAAGACAGAUCCGACAUUGCACCAUCAAAUCUAUUUAUAUUAUUGGCUCGAUAA
Dermatophagoides farinae (American house dust mite) is the source of this 2446-nucleotide messenger RNA. Lineage: Eukaryota; Metazoa; Arthropoda; Arachnida; Sarcoptiformes; Pyroglyphidae. The record is from RefSeq and is a predicted model, not a curated record.